Molecule: messenger RNA, 10841 nt
Organism: Oenanthe melanoleuca
Lineage: Eukaryota; Metazoa; Chordata; Aves; Passeriformes; Muscicapidae
Gene: COL19A1
Product: collagen type XIX alpha 1 chain
Exons: 49
Coding region: 30-3386 (1118 amino acids)
Source: RefSeq, a predicted model, not a curated record
GCUGUUUGUUCACAUGUGUCCAGGGGGAGAUGAAGUACACUGGAUCCUGCAUAGUUUGGCUUUGUAUGGCAGUCUUCCUCCUUCCUGGUUCUACUUCUGUGGCUGUCAGUGACCACACAGGUGCUGUGUGUCCUUUAAUGAAAACAGUUGCCCGUCAUCUCAAACAAAUCCACAGAGACGGUCGUGGUGUAUCAGGGUUUGAUCUGGCAGAAAGCUUUUCUUUAAGGCAAACAUCUUGUAGUGGGGAAAAGAUCUGUUUUAAAUUGGGAAGUGCACCUCUCAUUAGAGAUACGAGGCAAGUAUUUCCAAAUGGGCUUCCUGAGGAAUACUCUCUAGUUGCUACAUUCCGCAUACGGCGAAACACCAAGAAAGAGCGUUGGUAUAUAUGGCAAGUUUUAAAUCAGUAUGACACACCUGAGAUCUCUGUCCUCCUGGAUGGUACAAAAAAGGUGGUGGAGUAUAUGACCAAAUCCUCUCAGGGAAAUAUACUGCACUACACUUUUAAGAGUCGAGAAAUUUAUCCAUUGUUUGAUCGGCAGUGGCAUAAGCUUGGUAUUAGCGUGCAGUCAGGGAUCAUUUCCCUCUAUUUGGAUUGUAAUUUAAUUGAGAGAAAGCAGACUGAUGAAAAAUUCACCAUUGACUUGCAGGGAAGGACACUGAUUGCUUCUCGUGCUGCGGAUGAUAAGCCUGUAGAUAUUGAACUUCACCACAUAGCAGUUUAUUGUAAUUCACAACUUGCAACAGAAGAUACGUGUUGUGAAAUAUCUGCAGACUUGUGCCCACAGGAGGAGAGGUUACUGGCUACAACUUCAUCACCAGUGACAGUUCAUGCCAGCAAAAUAUACAUGCUUCCAGGGAUGCAGCAAGAAUCUACACAGAGAUGCUACUGCUUUCCAAAUAAAGGAGAAGCAGGACUGCCAGGAGUAGCUGGUUUGCCAGGCCAGAAAGGAGAGAAAGGUGAAAAGGGUGAGAUGGGCGUGAAAGGACCGGACGGUGCUGCGGGUCUGCCUGGUGAAAAGGGUGAACGUGGCUUUCCAGGUAGUAAAGGUGAUGAAGGUGAAAAGGGUGAAAAAGGAGAUAAAGGAGAACCAGGACCAGAAGGCCUUCCUGGAACAGAGGGACUAAAAGGUGACCCUGGUAGUCCUGGUGUGGCUGGUCCAAAAGGAGAAAAGGGAGACAUAGGACCUCCAGGACCAGCUGCCUUGAGUGGUUUGCUGGAGGGUCCCCAAGGCCCACCUGGCAAAGAAGGUCAGAGGGGCAGACGAGGGAAACCAGGGCUUCCAGGAAAACCAGGGCCACCAGGACCUCCUGGUCCUUCUGGACUAAAAGGAAUCCUGGAUUCGUUGAACAAGCAUUAUAAUGAGAGUGAUACAAGACUACUAGGAGUACUUGGGGCCCCUGGACCUAAAGGCCAGAAGGGAGACACUGGUCAAAAAGGAGAAUUGGGAAUGACUGGUGCAAAAGGAGAAAAGGGAGAGCCUUCUGAAAAAGGGGACAAGGGAGACCCAGGAGAGACUGGAAUGGAGGGAUCAAAAGGAAAUAAGGGUGAAAUGGGAGAUCCUGGACCACCCGGUCUUAUUGGAAAUCCAGGAUCAAAGGGACUGCAAGGCCCUGCAGGACCUGUUGGACCCAGGGGACUGCCAGGAGAAGUUGGCUUACCAGGAGAUCCUGGGGCACCAGGAAACCCAGGAAUUAAAGGAGAUAAGGGUGACCCUGGUGGAAUUAUGGGACCCCCUGGACAUCCAGGUCCAAAAGGAGAUAUGGGCCCUCCUGGACCAAGUCUGCCUGGAACACCAGGUCCCUCUGGUGUUCCUGGAAACCCAGGUCCAAGGGGGCCAAAGGGAGAAAGAGGACUACCUGGUGUACAGGGAGCACCUGGGGAGAUGGGGCCCCCUGGAAUAGGCAUUCAGGGAUCACCAGGUCCCAUAGGUCCAACUGGAUCAGCAGGUGUGCAGGGCCCUAGGGGACCUCCAGGACUACCAGGAGCUCCAGGUACCCCUGGUGUCAAUGGCUCUCCAGGAAGAGAUGGGAAGCCAGGACUACCAGGCCCUCCAGGUGAUCCUGUUGCACUUCCACUUGUGGGAGACAUGGGUGCUAUACUGAAGGGUGAUCCUGGCACAAGAGGUCCUCCAGGCAUUCCUGGUAGAGAAGGACCAAAAGGAAGCAAAGGUGAACGUGGAUUUCCUGGGCUUGCAGGAGAAAAGGGCGAUGAGGGUCUUCAAGGUGCCCCUGGACUGCCGGGUAUACCAGGACCCAGUGGCCCCUCUGGAGUCACAGGAAGACCUGGACAUCCCGGUCCAGCUGGAGCAAAAGGAGAAAAGGGUAGUGAAGGUUCUCCUGGGAAACCUGGACCACCUGGGCCUCCGGGCAUGCCUUACAAUGAAAGAAAUGGAAUGAGCAGCUUAUAUAAACUGCAGGGAGGUGUGAGUGUUGCCAGUUAUCCAGGUCCACCAGGACCUCCGGGUCCAAAAGGGGAUCCUGGAACAGUGGGAGACCCAGGACCGAUGGGAUUACCAGGACUGGAAGGACUCCCAGGGGAAAAGGGUGACCGUGGACCAGCUGGUGCACCAGGAAUGUCAGGGACACCGGGAAAGCCAGGAUCCCCUGGGUCCCCAGGGCUGCCAGGAGAACCUGGUGAAAGAGGACCUAUAGGAGAUAUAGGCUUCCCAGGUCCAGAAGGGCCACAAGGAAAACCAGGGAUCAAUGGAAAAGAUGGAUUGCCAGGCCCUCCGGGUGCUGUGGGGAGACCAGGAGACAGAGGACCCAAAGGAGAACGUGGAGAUCAGGGCAUUCCAGGGGACAGAGGUCCACAGGGUGAACGAGGGAAACCUGGCCCAUCAGGAGAAAAGGGGGAUGUGGGUCCUGUUGGCCCUCCAGGAGACAGAGGCUAUCCAGGAUCACCAGGCCAUCAAGGCCCCCCAGGUUCACCAGGACCCCCAGGGUUUCCAGCUGAUGCAAUUUCACUUGAAGAAAUAAAGAAAUAUAUCAAACAAGAGGUUCUUAAGGUGUUUGAAGAAAGGAUGGCUCAAUUUGUAUCCCAGCUGAAGCUGCCUGCUGCAAUGCUUGCCUCCCAAGCUCAUGGGAAACCAGGGCCCCCAGGAAAAGAUGGGUCACCAGGGCCACCAGGAAAGGAUGGUUUGCCAGGACCACCAGGAGAACGUGGAAUUCAAGGUUAUAGAGGACAGAAAGGGGAAAGAGGCGAGCCUGGAAUUGGACUGCCUGGUAACCCUGGACCACCUGGCCCUGCAGCUGCUGGCCUGCCAGGCCCACCAGGAGCAUCAGGUGCGCCGGGACCGCAGGGGCCGCCUGGAGCCACCGGGAGAUGCAAUCCGGCAGAUUGCUACUACCACGUGUCACAGACUCGCCCGCGCACCAGCAGGAAAUAAAACCCUCUCCCCAGACACCUGGGUUCACCCUCACUUUUCACUCUUUCCAAUAAGUUAAUUUAAUAUUUGAAAUAUUUGGUGCAUUCUUUUUUUUUUCUCUCGACACUGCAUGGUAUAUAGAUAAUUUGUAAGGCACAAAACUGAGCCUUUUUCUAUGUCAUUUGCAGUGUCAUGAUGAUGACAUGAUGUCAUAUAUUUUCCAGAGUGCAUUCCAUGUGUUGUUUCUCAUAUUUAUUUUGCUUAGGACAGAAAAUAGGCCCAAAUAAUUUUCAUAAACUUCUUUCUUCAAACAAAAAAUAUUUUGUUAUAACUUAAGACAUUAUGUAUGCCUCCAUAUGUAAGCUGGCUUUAUUUUUCUUGCUGGUGGUGAGUUUUAAAUGGAAAAAAUACACUUCUGAAGUUACAAAGCAUACUUGUUCAUGGAGAAUGCAGGACCUGAGCUGGGAACUCUGUUUAGACUAAACAUUCAUGUCCUUCAAGGAGGCUCCAGCACAUCUUCUGAAAAGACUCUGUCAUGCACCAGGAAUGCUGCCCACUAUUUCAGUCACAUACAAGAUGGCAAAGAAGAAAACAAAGUUGUGUUUUAUGAUCUCCUUAUCCCAUCCAACCAUGAGGUCAGACUGACUGGAAAAUCUCCAGGAGGUGUUUCUCUUGACUGGAUUUUGUCCCAGCUGUGGGCUUGUAUGUUCCUUUAGUCGUGGUUACACAUACUCCAGAUAUUAAAUGCAAGAGACUGCUGAUGGUGCAAAGGUGACCCCUCCCUUUAGAGCAGAGGCUGGUGAGUACAUAGUCCAAGAAUGGAACUGGACAAGCUUCUAAUCUUGAUGAUGGCAUUGUUUUCCUCUUCCUCCUGCAAUAUUCACAUGCUGAAAUAAGCUUGAGAAGAACAUGGAAUCUGUAAAGUGCAAAACUCACAGGUCCUAUUAACUAGUGACAGAAAAUUUCUUGAAUUCAAGAAAAAUUUGGAAAAAAACACAGGACCCCCACCCCCCCCCCAGAAAGGUGUACUACUGAGACAAACAGCAUCCAGUUUUCACGCAUUUAGUAAAGACUGCAGGAACAGACAAUGUCAAGAUGUACAAAACAGAACAUUGUGUAAAUCUGGUAAAGUUCAAAGGGUUGAGCAGAAGAAAAGCUGGAAAAAAUCAAUCACACAGAUGAUCCUGAAAAGGAGUGAGUAGGGGUGGCCAAAAUUUCACUUCUGAUUGUUAGGAAACAGAUGAUCCUAAGUUAGUCCUGUGGAAUUUUGUACAGUGCAAUAGAAAAUGAAGGUGCUAUUCAGAGAACACAGACAUCUAUAACCUACAACCUCAAAAUGCACCUGUAGUACAAAGCUAUACUGAGGGCUCUUAUCCCAUCAUUUGGAAGUCAGUCACUCUCCCACAUCAGGCAGGGAAGUAGUUUUGGUUACUCUGUGCUUGAGCAUUACUGAGCUACCAAGAAAAUAUUCUCAAAUUGGAAGUGCUGGCUUCCAGAGUAGUUGUUGUGAUAUAUGAAUCUGGCUGACAUCUGGGUUUUGCUUAAAAGCAGUUAAGGAAUGGCUGGUGGAUGUCUUUAGCAAAAGAUGCAGGUUGGCAUUUUUUCUAAAUAGAGUUCCUAGCACUUGUACCCAGAACAGAGGAGCAAGAUGAGAGCAAGAGGUGACAGAACUAACUCAGGUGGUAGCUGGGAAACUCAGGACACUUUCUGAAAGGGGAAGCAAACAUCCCUGGUUUGUUCAUUGGUUAGGUGUUUGGAGGAGAGAAGGGGCUUGCUACAAAAGGACGUUAAAGGAAACGCAGGGAUAGAAGGCUGAGAGUAAACACCUGGGAGAGGGCAGCAGGAAUGAGGAUGGCAGAAAACCUGUGGCAUGCCAUGAAACGAUCUCCUGAAGGAGCUGCAACAACACCCUGCAGCUGGAGUCACGGUGCUUUAUCUGUUCUUGUGAAAACGAGGUCAAAGCCCACAGGUGAACCAGUCCUCACAGCUCCUGUUCUCAGCCACCCAUUCCUCGGGAGGCAAUCAAUGGCUGUCCCUUCUCCAGGCCAGCACAUGCUCUGCUCUGCAGGCAGCAGGCGCCUGUCCCGCUGGGGUGAAGGUGCACUUGGGACAAGCGGUCCUGCCUGAGCUCAGCUCAACACAAGCUGCUCCCACCCCAGAACUGCUGUGCCCAUGGAGCACAUUUUGGUUUGCUCUGUGGAACUGACACAGUUCUGGUGCUCAGAGUGCUGGGGAUGGUGAGGCAGCUUGAAACCAAGCACUGAGGCACCGAGCGCUGGGUCUGCCCGCCCAGGGAGCACAGCCUUGCACCAGCACAGCUCUGUGUCUGAACAUGGACACAGGGGAGGAACAGCUCCACACACUGGUGUCCAUUCUCUGAAAGGAACUGCUGGUCAGGUAUCUUGCAUGAACACUUUCUCUUCUUUUUUUUUUUCUUAAUUUUUUUAUUUUUGUUACUUCUCUAGUAAUUCCAAUAUAUGUAAUAAUCUAAACAUUUUUUACUUCAUAAGUUCACUUUGAACUUCAUUUUCUGUGAUAAUAUUGAAAAGGGUGCUGUCUUGUGGUAGUACUUGUGUGACUUAGAGGUUCCCAAGCAGCCCCAUCCUGGAAGGCUGUACAUAGACCAUUGUGCUGCAUUGGAGGUAUCUGUAUAUUUUGGGGCUUUUAGCUUGCUGAAACCCAGCAUCUGUUAUCUGCCAGAUGCAAUUGCUGUAUUUUAAUUUACUUGAACUUAUUGGAAAGCAGAACACUUUUUAUAUUUGAAGAAGUUUUAUUUUUUCAUCUAUGUUUCUUACAGAUGCCUUUUUCUUUUUAUAGGCUCAAAAAGAAAGGUCUUUCUAAAAUGUAUUUGAAUGCUUUAAGUUGAUUUGCAGGUAACUUUGGUAUUAUCUUGUUGCAUUAUUUUUAUUUUGCUAAAAGCCCACUUUAAUUUUCUCAUGUGAGAAAACGGGUAUUUUUUAAUAUGGGCUAUCUCAAUACCUAUUUUAAGAUGCCACGUUCUUCACUGGGGUAGAACAGAGUUAAUCCCAGCUUAACUUUACUUCACACUGGCUUGCUCUUACUUCACAUUUUCAGAAUUGAAAGUGGAAUGUAGCUGGAAACAUGUGUCUGCAUGGCUUUCAAGUUUGGCCCCUGAAGUUUCUUUGCAAUUUCAGACUGACGUUGUCUUAGUUUUUGGGAAGGAGGCCAGAGAGGGAAGAGGGGAUGCUUAAUCUAUUUUGCAGUUUGCUUUAUCAGUUUUGUAUCUGUUUUGAGCAGUUCAUGUUGCAGUGAGCACUGCAAGGAAACAAACACGAGGGAUUUUUUUCCAGUAGCAUAAGGUCUUUUAUUCUCCUUUGGAUUUGUUUAUGUGCAACAAGACUCAGAAGUGAAAUUACUUUGACAAAAUGUUUGAAACCUUUUUAAAAAGCUCUUUAAGCUUUAUCCUAGUUCAGGGUCAGACUAUUGUAUUUUAUGGCAAGUUGCUUUAAGUGUUGGGAUUUUCUUUAAAUAGCUAGGUACAGAGCUACUCAGUUUGCCUAAAAAAGUGCAGAAACUUGCAGAGGGAAGCUUUCCUGAGGCUGCAGCAGACCUCCUGCUGUCCACAUGGUGGAGUGCAAAACAUCCUUUCAGCACAAAGAUUAUAGCCCAGGCACAGCUUGCCCAGCAGCACCAGAGCUGAGCUGACCCAGCUAUGUGUAUUCUCACAGCACAACAGCCAGUGUUUCAGAUUUUGUUCUUUAGGCUGACUUUUUUCUUUUUCCUUUCUUCAAAUGUCUUUAGUUUUGCAUGGCAGUAUUUGCAGAAAUACUGCCUUCUUGGAUAAUUAUUGUCAGAUAUUAUUGCUAAGAUUUUGUGAUUAUUAUUAAAUUGUGUUUUAUGUAUGUUACAAAAAAUAUGUUAUGGUGGGACAUCUCACUUUCAGGCAUCAUUUAUGUCCCCUGCAAUGACCUUUGUCUCCAAACAACUCACCUAUGUUUAAAACUAUGUAAAAACUUCAACAGCAUCCAAUGUAGAAUUGGGCAGCAGUGCAGCCUGGCAAUGUUUUGAGAACCAAUAUUCUUACCUUAAACUGGAUUUGGUUUCAAUGUUAAAAGAGCACUGUGAUACAGAAACGGGAUCUAUUAUCAAUCCUUCCCUUAUGUUUUAUGAUUGUGGGUUAUGACAGAUGUUAGAUAUGCACAGCUUUGUUAAAUAAGUGGGGGUGUUAACUAGUGGAUAAUCACACAAAAUAUUUUGGAUCUUCUUCUUUUUCACAGGGGUGAAAUGUAAUUUUUCAUGUCUAUAUACGCUCAGCUUCUUACUUUUUUUUCCUGAAAUGUUUACAUGAAAGUCUUGUAAAAACCCCACAGGCUAAAUUAGCAUUUUAUAAACUUGUUUCUCCAAAGAGACUACAUUUUAAAAGUCCCUAAUCUUGCAUUUUACCAAAGCAGUAGAACUGCUGCUCUAAUGUGAAAUGUUAGAACAAGAAAAGUAACUCAUAAAUCAAAACAUUUCUGUUUUGGGGUGUGUUUUUAUUAAGUUUUUCAGGUUUCUGAAUGUACCAAGUCGUGCAAAUUUUUCCUGAAAUCUGAUAUGUCCACUAAAAUUUGAUUGUACUGAAUAGGUGUUUAAAUCACCUCCAUGCACAUAGGUAGGUGUAGGCCAUGGAGAACAAGUUUAGCACCGAGAUCAUGUUGUGGUUAGUAUUUAAGUGGAAAAUUUAAACUUCAGGAUACUGUAAGGAAACAUGGUUUUCAAAUAUUAAUUGCUAAUAAACAUUACAGAUUCUAGACCAAAAUAAGUUUUUAGCUAAAAAGACUGGAGUCUACAUGUCUUUUAGCAGUUUUCUUUCUUCUCUGCUAUUCUAUAAACACAAAUGCAUUUAAUUACUUACUGCAGUUUUAACGUAAAUACAUUCUGUCUCCUGUCAGAAUGUUUGAAGGAUUCUCAAUGACACACCUUGGUUUUUUGUAUUCUUUUAUUUCUGAAUUAUAUGCAGCUGUCACUGAAUUAAUCAAAUGAUGAUUGGUUGCUUCCUUCCUUCCUUAUAUUUUUGGUUUGCAACAUUUAAGGUUCAGUUCAAUGGAAAUCUGUUAAGUGGAUGAAAAAUAACUUUUUGAUUAUGUGGCCAUGUACAAUCUGAAACAGGGUGCUGGAUGGAAAUGGAAAUAUUUCACACACUUUCUGUUUGAUGCUCUGUCAAAAGUGUCAGCCUUUCCUUCUGUGUCAAAUCACAAGAGGGAGGAUGCACCUGCAAACAGGAGAAAGGAGAGGCACAAAGCCACUGCAGUAAGCUCUGGGGGGAAGAUAGGGCAGGUUGGCUGAAUUUGGGGAGAUUGGAUUUUGACCCCAAUUGAAGCCAGGCUUGGGCUUCCUAUGCCUAGUGAAACUUAGGGUUAUACAGUCUGGAUUAAAAAGCAAACAAAUAAACAAACAAAACCAACUCAAUGCAAAACCUUGGUCCUAAUAUGUAUAUGAUUUAUGGAAAUUAGUACAUUCCCUGAAUGCAGAUAAAUUCCUGCCCAACUUUUAUUCAGGGAACUUUUGGAAUUUUCAUUUUUCUCUUGCUGCCUAAAUCUCCUAGGAGGAAUAAUACUUGAUGGCAUUUUAAAGGACUAUAUGUAAUAAUUUCACCACUAACUUGAUUUUGUUUCUUCCAAUUUCAUAGUGACUUCAGAAAGUUUGUUUAGUUUAUUGUCUGAAGUUGCCAGGUUUACUCAUCCUUUUGAAUGCACAGGCAGCAAGCAAAACAGGAAUAACAAAAAAUUGAAGGUAGUGAAUAAAACUGGAGCUGUAGCAAAUCACACAGGAGUAACUUGCCCUACAGAAUAUAGAUAUUUCUGCUCUACCUAUGAGCAGAGGAGAUGCAGCAACUACAAAUUUUAAGUAUAAAGGAAGCAGAGGUUACGUGGUCAAAAAAUAAUACAGUCAUGAGCAGGUCAAACAAACACAUUUCACCCAAUUAUCUGAGCAAUUUAACAACAUUUGCAAAAAUGGAGCGUUUGCAAAAGUGGAGCACAACUGCUGUGUUCUGCCAGGAUGAUCUAACACUGUUGUCUCUGAACAAAGUGUUUCUCGGGAAACUUGGUUUCUUUUUCCUUCUGUCCUUCAAGUAACCUUCAAAAUACCAUCUAUUGACACUUUUCAUAUUUGAAAGGAAAGAAAUUAUGUAGAUCUGUGCUUGGGUCUGGGUGAACUCAGAUCAUGACUAAGCUAUUCAAGGACACAAAAUGUAGUGUAAUCCUCCCUAGCCUUGGUUUCAUACAUCACUUAGGAGCUCCAAAGAGUGCUCUAGAGCUUCUUUGGCUACAGAGACUUUGGCCUUUGUGAAACAUUCAAGAUUUUUUGGUAGCAGUUUAUACUAAGUUGCUUGAACUCAGUAAUGGCUGAGGCAGAAAACUUACAUAUAAACUCAUACAUUAACUCUAUGUAUAUAUAAUCUGUAGAUGCAUAAUACGUCCAUCUCUUAGCACAGUAUUCAGCAGCAGUGUUAUAUCAGAAAGCCACCAAACUUGUUGGCAUUGCCAGGUUAACAGUGAGACUCAAUGAUCUUAAAGUUCUUGUCCAGCCUAAGAAAGUCUAUAAACUGGUUAUCACUACAAUCUUCUCUGGGUUCCUGCCUAUACUGAAGUAACUGAGGAGCUAAAAUACGUAUUUAUCACAUACACAUUCAACUGCAAAUAAACCUUCAGAACUAGAAGUGGUGCAGAGAUCAUGAUGGGUAAAAGAUUGUCACUAGUUUUCUAUUCAAUAAAUCUCACAGAAUGUUAUGAUGCUGAACCUGAAGAAGAUGAGAACAAGACUUGCUUGGGAUUUCACUGAAAUUUCAGGAGCAUCUGGUUAAAAUUGGUGGCAUGCUGACAGUGGCUUGUGAAACCUCUAAGUCUCUUUGCACUGUGCCUUCAAAAUUUAUUUUUAAAGCUUUUUAUUUUUUUCUGUGUCACCAUAGUCAAUACAUCUUUAUUUUAAAUUCAUAAUCCUGUCUUUAUUUUCCAAAUCUUUAUUUUACUUGAAUGUACUGUUACUAAAAAUCCUGUCCCUGGUAUAUUAUGGUGUACAGUCUACCAUUUGUCAAGUACCUCUUUUCCAUAAUGACUUGCAGUGGCCCUGAGGAUUUUUUCUUCAGUUCUUUAAGUUAAAACUUGUGAGUCAGCUUGAAGGGAGAAAAUCUAUCACAAUCAAAAGAUUGUCCACUUAUACAGAUUCUGUAUUGAAUUGACUCUCAGUGUUGAAUUUGUUUGAUUGUAAUAAUUCUUAUUUGGGUUUUGCAUAUGAAUAUUUUUCUCCUACAUGAGUUUCCUUCCAUUGUGGAAUUUUAUGCAUUUUUCAGACUAUAUUUUCUAAAGCACUUCACAAUUGUAUUUAAAUGUGAGGGAGUUUGCUUCUUUUGAUUCAUAUGUUUAUGCAUUAUGUACAGAAAACAAUCUUUUCAUUCUGUUAUCAGGUGAGAUUAUUUUUUCUUUUCAACAGUUUUACACAAUUUAUAGUCAAAAUAAAAGUUUGCUGGUGAAACUA